This is a messenger RNA of Colletotrichum karsti, 2676 nucleotides long. Its product is annotated as mitochondrial aaa. The record is from RefSeq and is a predicted model, not a curated record. Lineage: Eukaryota; Fungi; Ascomycota; Sordariomycetes; Glomerellales; Glomerellaceae. The coding region runs from base 1 to 2676 and encodes 891 amino acids. Gene Ontology annotation, molecular function: ATP hydrolysis activity; ATP binding. The transcript has 3 exons. Gene Ontology annotation, cellular component: mitochondrial outer membrane.
AUGGCUGACGUCAAGAACGACGACGUUGUCGGCUUCCCUAAGGAAGGAGAUGACAAGAUCCGUUCCCAUUCAUUGUCUUCAUCGCCCCAGUACAACGCAGAUCCGCAAGCCCCAUCUUCUUCUGAAGGAGAUCAAUUUCAUCAAGUCAUCGACUUUCCCCAAUGGCUCCUCGACCACUGCGUGAUCACGUCCAACCAGUGGGGUAAGCUUUACGAUCCGCUUGUUCUACGAUACCCUCCCUAUAACGACACGGAGCGAGAGUCCGACGAUGACGAGGAUAUGGAGUACAUUCACAUGCCCACGCCAACAUAUCAAGUGGCUGCUGUCGUGUUCGAGCCAUUGAUGGGCUUGUUUCGCAGAGAUCCCGACACCGAGAUUGAUGGCAUUGCCCACAGCGGCGUCAAGUUCAAUCAAAGUAUCGUUCGGCUUCAAAGUUACAUGUCUGCAGCGGUUGAAUCAACUGCCACGUUCCUCAGGGAGGUCGUGAAGCAGCUUGCAAUGGUGUCCGGCAGCGAUCUGAUAACUCUCACCCAAGACGACCUCGAAGACCUGGCGGAUAUCUACGCACUGCCAGAACAGGGUGGGUGUAGCAUAUGCAGCGAUAGUUCUGGUGCUUCUGGAGAUAACGACUUUCGAGGCAACUACCUCGAUGUUCUGCUUAGAAGAGGACCGCCUUCUCCUACUCUACCACCACCGCCGCCGCCGCCGCUGCCGAUGAAAGGCAAUGGAGGGCAUCAUUCCCCCGUAGUUGCAGUGGAUAUUGUUUCGCCUGCAGAUGAGCCUCCCGCAGGUGAGCCUUCAGCGGAUGAAGACUCGGCUUCUGAUCGUUCUGAAUUGGAAGAAGAGGACACGCAGAGUGUGGCUUCCCAUGAAGAAAUCAUUCCUCUGUCUGUACUUCUGCGUGCUCCAUACGCGAAGAAGGCGACCAUUACUCGGAUCCAACCCCUCAUCGUUCAUCUGUUCAUAGGCCGCAAUUUCCUCCAGCCAUCACUCUUGGCGGACUUGCGACGAGCGAUAUCCGACUUUCCCUACCCAGACAAGAUUCUUCUCAUCGUCACUACGGAGUCCGGCCCGUGUAACCCCACGUACGAGCCAGGCGUACCUCGACCCUCUCGCGAGCAGCUUCCCACUGCGUUCGCACGUUUCAUGGAAGUGACACCUAUUCGAUGCACCAGGCAGGAAGCCUUGAUAAAAAAGGAUGGCAAACUCGAACUGCUGUCUCGUAACAUCAGGGCUUUGCAGAGGAUGAUGCGUCGGGACAACUCGCUCGAUUUGGACAGCCAUUUAUUGGUUCCACAUGACAAAUGGCACUUCUACGGUGCUUCAAAUGGAUUGUUCGCGAAAACCUCGGUCAGAUACGACCUUCUAAGGGGGCUGCUCCAAAACAUCGGCCAACCGCUCAGCGAGGAUCGAAUUAGGCGCGCCGUUUUGGGCUACGCUGAAUAUCUGGACAACAUCCGGUCAUGGAAGGACUUUCACACGAAAGACACGCCUCUCAAGUCGGCUUCUUUGCCUACACAUGCACCAGUACAGGCACAACCUCCCGCUGGAAAUGCGAAUGGAGGAAGCAAUCUUACCUCUCGCCCAACUCCUCCCUCUGCCCCUAGACUUCAACUGGACCCCCGCACCGACGUCGACUACUUAAUCGAGAAGCCCCUCGCUAAGGAAUGGAGAAAGUUUUCGCCUGCCGUACAAAAGGUCAUUCGCCAGGUCCUCCGUCGAGAGCAACGACUGAGCGGUCCAUGGUAUAUCCAUGGUCGCGAGCGACAGUGGCUGUCUUUUCUGGUCGCUCCCAAAGAUGCAGAGCUUGGCUGGAGCGAUAUUGCGAUGGAUUCGAAAGUCGAAGACGCCGUCAAGAGCAUCGUAUCUAGGCACAACGCCGCUGCGGCAUCAUCAUCGUCCUAUGGGGUCUUGCAACGCUACCAUGUCGGGGGCGUACUGCUGUACGGCCCUCCCGGGACCGGAAAGUCGCAUCUCGCUCAAGUCUUAGCCCGAGAGUCUGGGUCCAAUGUCAUUCUCAUCCGUUUUGGCGAUGGGGAUCCAACAGACGUGAGCGGGCUCUUCAACCUGGGAAGAUUGCUAGCCCCAUGCAUCAUCUUCAUUGACAACGCAGAGUUGCUGCUUGCGUCAGACGACAAGAACCAUGAGUUUGAGUAUCGAGAAACGCUGGCCGAGAUAGACCGAGCAUGCAAGUCUAAAGAUGGGCCUUUGAUCAUCCUGUCGACCAACUCACCUGGCGCAGUUCACCCAGGUCUCCUUCGCCGCGCUCCUAAUCGCAUCCACAUGGGACUCCCAUCCUCACAAGUGAGGACAGAACACUUCCGCAUCAUGCUGCGAGGCGAAAUUCUCCAUUCAGAUAUCAGUCACCUUCACUUAUCACACUUCACAUGGCGCUUCUCGGGGGAAGACAUCCGCACACUCUGUCUCCAAGCCGUCAUAGCGUGCAACACCACUGUGGCAGACGGCGAUAACAAGGGAAAGAGGCUGUUGACGCAGGCUCUAUUCAGGGAAGCCCUAAAGAAGGUCCGCCCAAGCACGUCUUCGGCUAUACUUGCUGAAAUACGCAAGUUCGCAACAGAGCAUGAUCCAGCGGCUCUGGAAGGCAUGGAAACUCUGGGCGCAGAGCAGCGUACGGAGACGGAGGAUUCAUUCGUGGAUGUGCAGGUUCCCGUGUGA